Messenger RNA from Alligator sinensis (Chinese alligator), 1485 nucleotides. It is a transcript of the gene PSMD11, whose product is annotated as proteasome 26S subunit, non-ATPase 11. The coding region runs from base 1 to 1227 and encodes 408 amino acids. Gene Ontology annotation, cellular component: proteasome regulatory particle, lid subcomplex. The record is from RefSeq and is a predicted model, not a curated record. Gene Ontology annotation, biological process: ubiquitin-dependent protein catabolic process. The transcript is spliced from 14 exons. Lineage: Eukaryota; Metazoa; Chordata; Crocodylia; Alligatoridae. Gene Ontology annotation, molecular function: protein binding; structural molecule activity.
AUGUCGAAACGCAAGUCGAAACGGAACGGUGCCGUUUCGCCCUGCCCUAUGAAGCGUGAUGUCCAGGAAAAUGACGAGGAAGCAGUGCAAGUCAAAGAGCAGAGCAUCCUGGAAUUGGGAUCGCUCCUUGCCAAGACGGGACAAGCUGAAGAACUUGGAGGACUUCUGAAAUACGUUCGACCCUUCUUGAAUUCCAUCAGCAAAGCAAAAGCAGCCCGCUUAGUCCGAUCUCUUCUUGAUCUGUUUCUUGAUAUGGAGGCAGCUACUGGACAGGAAGUUGAUCUGUGCUUAGAGUGUAUUGAAUGGGCCAAAUCUGAGAAGAGAACUUUCCUGCGCCAGGCCCUGGAGGCUAGGUUGGUGUCUUUGUAUUUCGAUACUAAGAGGUAUCAAGAGGCAUUGCAGCUAGGCUCUCAGCUUCUGCGUGAGUUGAAAAAGAUGGAUGAUAAGGCUCUGCUGGUUGAAGUGCAGCUGUUGGAAAGCAAGACAUACCAUGCCCUCAGCAAUCUGCCAAAAGCAAGAGCAGCUUUAACCUCUGCACGGACCACAGCCAAUGCAAUCUAUUGCCCACCCAAACUGCAGGCAGCACUGGACAUGCAGUCAGGUAUUAUCCAUGCAGCAGAAGAGAAGGACUGGAAAACAGCCUAUUCAUAUUUUUAUGAAGCAUUUGAAGGAUACGAUUCAGUUGAUAACCCCAAAGCCAUCACUGCACUCAAAUACAUGUUGCUGUGCAAAAUCAUGCUCAACGCCCCAGAGGAUGUCCAGGCAUUAGUGAGUGGGAAGCUUGCUCUGCGGUAUGCAGGAAGACAGACAGAAGCACUGAAAUGUGUGGCACAGGCCAGCAAGAAUCGGUCACUGGCAGACUUCGAAAAGGCUUUAACAGACUAUAAGGUGGAGCUCAGGGACGAUCCCAUUAUAAAUACACAUUUGGCAAAGCUGUAUGAUAACUUAUUGGAACAAAAUCUGAUCAGAGUCAUUGAACCCUUUUCCAGAGUACAGAUUGAGCACAUAUCCAGUCUCAUCAAGCUCUCAAAGGCUGAUGUAGAAAGAAAACUGUCACAGAUGAUCCUGGACAAGAAAUUUCAUGGGAUUCUUGACCAAGGAGAGGGAGUCCUGAUUAUCUUUGAUGAGCCACCAGUAGACAAAACUUAUGAAGCUGCCCUUGAGACUAUUCAGAAUAUGAGCAAAGUAGUGGAUUCACUCUACAACAAAGCCAAGAAGCUAACAUAGAGCUGAACUUGGUAGCUGUCAUAUGGAGAGUGUGUGUGACAGGAGAGUGAAACCUUUGGGAAAAUGCUAGGAGACUUUUUCUUUGUUCUACUUUUCGCUCGGAAAGUUUUUAAACUUCCUCAUCCGGUGCAUCUUGUAUUCCAUACGAUGCGUGUUCCAGUUUCCAUGUAACCUUUAUUGGCCGAACUUUGUAUCGGGGGCGGGAAUAUUGUUUAAACAACGAGGGUAUUCUAAAUAAAAGGAAAAAGGCUUACACUA